AUGCAGGCCCACGCCACUGUCGCCCAUCCGUCGGUGGCGGUUUCGCUUCUAUUUGAUGUUGUUGUAUUCGCUGGAGGCACGGCACCGGGGCUUAGUCCGCUAUGUGACAAUGAGCCCAAGCCGAUGCUCUGCAUCUGCAACCGCCCUAUGAUAUGGUACUGCCUGUAUCCAUGGAUCGCCGCCGGCUGCCGUACCUUCUACCUCUGCGUCAACGAGGACUAUGCGGCACUGCAGAGCUACCUUUGCCGCGAGUUUCCCUCUGUUGCGUUUGUUUUUGUGCUGAUUCCCCUCACGCAGAACGAGACACCGUCCACCACCUGCGAUGUUGUCAAGGCGUACCUGAAACACAAGGACUCACUGAAGCCUGACAAAUUGGGCCAGCCACGUGAUGCCUUGUUGCUCAGCUGCGACACACUCCUCCCCGGCCUGAACGUCGAGCACUUUAUUCGCAACUUCUACUGCUCGGUUGCGGCUGUGUCAGUGCUGCUGUUCCGCCCACUGGCGAGCACGCGGACGGCGUCAUCGUUGGCGACGUCGCCGAUGAAUGGGCCGAAAAGCAGCAAGGGGCAGGGCGGCGCACCCUCUGUGAAGCCGUACACAUACCGCUACACCUGCACCGCUUAUGAGGAGGAGGGAACCGAAGAGACCGCGGACGGCGGUGAUGUACAGGGCUUAAAGUCCGGCGAGAGCGACAGUGCAGCGGGAAAUGGCACAAACGUGCAUCACCACCGCCUGCAUUUUAUUUGCCCAUACGAGGACAGUCCUGCGCCGCGUAUUAGCCUCGGCUUCACGGCUCGGCGCCCGAAUCUCACCUUCGCCGCUGACACGAUUGAUGCGCAUGCCUAUCUGGUGCGCCACUGGGUGAUGCACCACAUUGCGGAGUCAGCUGGUGAGGGAAUGACGCUGCAGCGAGAUUGCAUCCCGUUCCUUGCACGGAGUCAGCACAGCACAGUGAAUGCGGAGCUUGACGUCUUUUUGCGGCCGGACAGCAAGAUCAAAUUCUCCAUUCCGAAGCACUGGCUAUUUGAAGGGGACUCUUCUGUGCAAACCCUCAAUGCAUGCCCAGGUUCUGUGCUGCCUGCGGAGGCGGAUAAUCUUCUUGUGUGUUGUUCUAUUUACGAGGAGCGGGAGAACGAGGCUAUGCGUGUGUACCGUGUGCGAACGCGGGAGGAUUUUCUCGCUGUGAACCACGAGAUCUUAGCGGCUAAAAGCGAUCUUCUAGAACUGGGAGAGACAGCGGCGAACGUUCCUGGCACCCAACAUCAACACCCACAUCAACAGCAGCAACGUAAAUCAUCCGGAAAGAAGGGUAUGGAGGCUAUAGUAGGUCCAGUACUGCCACCUGCUGGGGCUCUUACUCUUAGCUACUUGCUCCCGGACUCCCCCUUUAAUUUGCAGGCGAAAAAGGGAUCUCAGCAGGUUCAGAUAAAGAGCAGCUUUCUACGCUCCGUGCCGACAGGGAGUUCUUUUAUCACUCGCAGCAUUAUUGGUAGCAACGUGACGCUGGGAGCGAAUGUGCGCAUUACGAAUAGCGUCAUUUUAGACAACGCGGAGAUUGGUGCGAAUGCAGUUAUCACAAACUCCAUUAUUGGCUCCUCUGCGAUGGUGAAUCCGGGGGUUCGGGUGGUGAGCAGCACGGUGGGCCCGCAGUGCCUUGUGGAGGCGGAUGUGACAGACUCGGUGGCCCGAACCUAG
Molecule: messenger RNA, 1695 nt
Organism: Trypanosoma grayi
Lineage: Eukaryota; Euglenozoa; Kinetoplastea; Trypanosomatida; Trypanosomatidae
Product: GDP-mannose pyrophosphorylase
Exons: 1
Coding region: 1-1695 (564 amino acids)
Biological process (GO): cytoplasmic translational initiation; biosynthetic process
Cellular component (GO): guanyl-nucleotide exchange factor complex; eukaryotic translation initiation factor 2B complex
Molecular function (GO): translation initiation factor activity; guanyl-nucleotide exchange factor activity
Source: RefSeq, a predicted model, not a curated record